Molecule: messenger RNA, 3639 nt
Organism: Leptosia nina
Lineage: Eukaryota; Metazoa; Arthropoda; Insecta; Lepidoptera; Pieridae
Source: the annotation of a GenBank genome assembly
AUGCCUUGGUGUUCAACUGAGCAUUCGAGCAUGGAUAAGUUUAAGCAAAAACUGAAGAAGGAUAAGACGCAACAGAAUUGUAAGGAGAAAAUCGUUGCUGAUGUCAAGUGCAUUAAAGAGAAUAUUAAGAUUAGGGAAAUAUUGAGGAACGUCAAGAUGAAUAGCAGCAUGCGACUAAAAGCUCCGACGGGCAGUAAAGUGAUGGACAACACGGAUUUCAGUGAUUACGAAGAUUGUUUUGAAAAUGAUCUCGUCGAUGAGGACACCCCUAGAGAUGACCCUCCGUGUGCUAUGAAUCACGAUUUGAUCCUAUCGCAUUCAGAGUUCUCUAGUAUGCCCUGCGAUUUAAAUAACGUUAAAACUAAUUUGAAAUUCGAAAAGUGUAGAAGCAAUUCGGAAGCGAAUUUAUCAACUACCCUACUAGAUAUAGUCGAGAAUAGGCCGAACGUGAACGAAGUCCCAACAUCUGUGCCAGAACAUUUUCACACUCUCCCAGCGAAUUGUAGAAAUAGGAAGACAUCUUUGGACCCAACUAUUCUCAAUCGGAAGAUCUCGCAGUCCGAACUAGAUUUAAAUUCCCUAGGGAAGUCUCCUCUUGAGAGAAAAUCGACGUUCUUUAGGAAGAAGAUGGAUAGCUUCCUGAGAAACACGUCGACUUUCUUCAGAAAACAGUCUGGCAUGCCCCCGUAUAACAAUCAGAGUGUUGGAAGAACCGCCGAGUCCUUGCAAUGUUUGAAUGAAAACCGCUUUGAAGGCGACGAUAUUUUUCAUAAUAAUCAAUUGAAACAGGUCACCCCGGAGGUGAGCAGAAGUGCAGCGAGCCUUGUAUCCGAGUCAACAAUAGGCAGCACAUCCAGCUCCUCGCAGUUCAUCGACCAGCCUUUGAAUCCAAGUCUUGGCGGAAGCAUGUCCACAUUGUUUACUCAAAAUCUAAAGGACUCUGCGUCUAACAGUGCACAAAGUCUGAACGAAGCUUACAUACAAGAAGCAAUGCUGACGUCACGAGCGAUUUCUAUGAACUCCGGCUUAGAUACUACUGGCAAUCGGAGGGGGAGGAAAUCCAGAGCGAAUAGAGUAACAUGGCUAGCCAGCGAAGGGUUAACUAACUACUUCAGACGAGUGAUACAGGACGAAAAGAGUAAGGAGAAAAUUAAGAGCUACCACUCGAAUCAAGACUUCUUAAGUAUACCAGAGAAUGACAUGUGUGCCCUGGGGACAGACACGAAGGGGCGAAGGCUUUCGUACCAACGAGCGGUGUCGGGCGAAGAUCCAGUGCAACCCUUGAAACACCAGGACUCAACAUUACGAAAACGCCACCAGAGCUCUGAAAAAAACGAAACCACCGAACUGCAGAACCAUUUGGCGGAGUUCUCGAAGAGCGGCGUUCCGUCGCUGCAGGGCUUUGUCGUCGCCUCGAUACCGGAGACCUCGUUUUCCUAUCUCAUGUGGGCUGAUCAGUCUGGAAACCUGGAAUUCAUCUAUAACUGGAAGACCCUGGAUGAAAACGAGCAACGGAAACAGGCAGUUGUCCGGGAAUUGGUGGCUACGGAGGCGAAUUACAUCCAGCACCUGAUGGUGAUAGUUGAGGUAUUCAUUGCCGCCGCACACUCGCUCCAAGAUAGCGGCAAAAUGCUCCAAUUGGAUACAGCAAGACUCUUUUCAAAUAUACCGGAUUUGCUUAACGCAAAUUUGAUAUUCUGGAACCUAACGUUUUACCCCAUGGUGAAGGACGCCGUGGAGAAUAAUACACCUUACAAUGUCGAUUUGAUGUCUGAGGGAUUCAGCCGUUUCCCUGAGAUCUUCCAGCCCUAUGAGCGGUACAUGGCUGAUCAAUCGAAAAUGAUGCUGUACCUGCGGCUUAUGCAAAAUGACCCGGAAUUCUCGAUGUACCUUAACUGGUGUUACUCUAACAAGUCGUGUAACAGACUUCAGUUAGCCGAUCUGCUGGUGAAGCCAAUGCAACGGCUCACGAAGUAUAGUCUUAUACUUCGGCGAGUCGCUGCACAUGCUAAAUCGAGUGAGGAGUCUGUUACACUGAAAACAAUGGAGAAUUAUGUUAAAUGUUACGUAAACGACUUAAAUCGAUCGAUGCGCCAACGGGAAGAGCUGGAGAAGAUAGAUGAUCUGGCGAGCUCGAUUGAGCCUCAUGAACUGGAUUUCAAAGAUGAGGAAAUGGAGAAAGCUUUCAAAGCGUAUUGUGCAUUAAAUUUGAGGACGCCGAUGUUAAAUUCUAGCGAUCUACCACUGAGAAAUCUUUUAUACGAAUGCGAUUUGCGGUUCAAGGAUAAUAUAGGGAAAGAGACUGAAGUCAAGCUAUUCCUUCUAACGGAUCUGAUGUUGAUUUGUAAAAAGCAAUCAAAAGGGAACUCUUUACCCUUCAAAAUGAUAAGGCCAAAAAUAUUUUUGGAGCGGCUCGUGCCUUGGCAGAAGUCGGCCAAGUCUCCAAGCCAAAACAGCCUGGUAUACAUCAUAUUGGAUGAUUGUAAUUCCGCCACCGGCUGUUUUACUCUGAGCGAAUCAUCGAAAGACCCUAUGCCAGCUCAAACUCUCAAGACGUUGGAACUAAAAAUUAAAGAGGCCAGAAUGUCGCACGCCAUGUACGUUUGGGCAGCCAUGAACCCUUCAAGAGAUCUCAGCGAGAUGGAAGCCAGUGAAUCCGGAGUUAAGUUAAAAACUCCAGAAGACAUGGCCAUUGAGAACGAAGCUCGUGAGAGAGUGGCUUGUAUGUUCCACCGCGGCUUGGGUGUCUCCACUGAUGAAUGCUCACAGUCCUUCACCACAGACUCUAACGAGACCGCUGGUGAAGGACCCACAUACAACCGUAUGGGUGCACAAAGACAAUAUGUGCAUAGACUUUCGACUGCAAGUUCCCGACAAUCGCGCUUAUCCAGCUUUCAACAGUCGCUAAGCGCUACAUCCAGGGACGAACCUCAAGCUGGUUCAAGCAAAACGAUAUAUCGGGCGAGCACCUCUUUUGAUCAACCGGUAACAUCAAUCACUGUGAACGUGGUGAAUGAAAAUGAAGCAGCGACGCCACUAGACCCCCUGGUAGCGGACGGGUUAACCGUUCACGUUACACCUGCGCCGGAGUCACCACACUCUUUAUCGCCCCACCCGCAGAACAAUGUGUCGGUCCUUAGAAGUCACCCAGAUUUGCGACCAGAAACUAUUACGCUUUCAUUCAGUAGUCCCGGACCAUCAGCUUCUGAGAGGCUCUAUCAGUCCCAUCAAGAAUUGCUGCAAAGGAACCGUUUAGCUGCUAGCCAAUACUUGACACCAGAUCACAGAGGAAGUAGCUACCCGCCACCUAGUCCUACCAGGGCUUCCUUGAAACGUGGUUUGGCGUUUUCCUACUCAUUCAAAAACCCACCUCUCUCAAAAAUGGGAAACGUUUACAGUCAGUCACAGUUAGACGCUGCGAUGUAUGCAAGCCAGCAGUUAGAUAGGCAACCGAGUCCAAGUUUGAGUGAAAAAAGCGAUAAGAAGAACAAGAUACUAGGAAACAGGAACAAAGCUGCAUCCAGCACGGACCCUGAAGAAUCGGCAGCCAGCUCCAGCGUACCAACGCGUCAUACUUCCGUCCAAGAGAAUACAGACAUCGCCAUUGAAAGACCAAGAAGCGCUGACGAUGUUGAAUGA